AUCCUUGUAGAAUUUAAUUUUAUAUCAAAAUCGCCGGCAAGAUAUUUCGGCAGUAUUACAAUUUACAAUUACAAACCAUCUUAUUCAGAAGUAUUUUUCUCCCCCUCUCUCUAUCUAAAUCAGUAGUACGUCCAAUUGUACAUUUUAGUCAUUUCCCGCAGUGUAUAAGAGUGCACCCCACAGAAAGCAAUCAUAAUCAAAGAUAGUUCGUCACUAAAUUAUGCUGAUUUUGCUUCAAUAAUAUAAUAAUAAAUUAACACAAAAGAGAUCGAGCAAGAAUAUUACAUACAUACAUACAUAUAUAUAUAUAUAUAUUCGCCUAACAAUUUCUAAAGCGAUUGAUCUAAUCCCAUUAACAACCCCUCCUCACCAAGAAAUAAUGAAAGCCAGAACAUUUGAAUUCUAAUGAAAGAAUACAAAGCCUCAUCUUCAAGUUCUUAUUCUUCUUCUUCAUCUUCAUAAAAGAUGGAUUGCUCCAUCUGCAUCACCGUACAGUUUAUAUUUGAGUUCUAAAGAUACAAAGUUUCAUCUUCAUCAAAUAGAGUAUUGCUCUAUACGCUAUCGCAUCUCCUUUUAUAUUUGAGUUCUAAAGAAGACAAAGCCUCUUCUUCUUCUUCUUCAGAUGGAUUGCUCCAUCUGCACCACCAUACCAUUUAUUCUGAGGCCGCCGCGGAAUACGAUAUGCGCAGCCUGUUACGAGGGAGCCAGAAGUUUGAUCACCCUCACAAACAAGCUUGACGUCAAUAAUAUCGAUAAAUCAACUAACACUGCAACUGCAGCUUCGUCUCCUAACUCCUCCAAGGGUUUUGCAAAUGCUUUGAAACGGGUAAAAGAAAUGAAGGACAUGGAAGAGGAACUUAACGACAAGUUAACAUUCCUAUCUGGUUUUGUUGCUUCAUUUAAAGAUCAGAUUCACACCGAUAUUCAAGUCAAGCCCGGCACUGAUGGAUCAUCUCCUAUACACGCACAUAGAGCAUUACUAGCAGCAAGAUCUAAUAUCUUCAAGAACAUGCUGGACUCAGAUGGAUGCAAGGCUCCACCAAACGACCUCAUAACUCUCCCUGAGCUAAACUACGAAGAGGUGGAGUGUCUCCUAGAGUUCCUAUACAGUGGAAGCUUGCCCAAGGAGAAGGUGGAGAAGCAUGUUUAUUCACUCUCAAUUGCCGCGGACAAGUACAACAUCCCCUUCCUGCAGAAGUUCUGUGAGCAACAAAUGCUCGGAUCCCUGAACUCGUCAAAUGUGCUCGACAUGUUAGAGAUCUCCGAUGUCUGUUCCAACCAGAGCUUAAAGGAGACUGCUUUGAACUUCAUUGUGAGGAACAUGGAGGAGCUGGUUUUCUCAUCAAGAUUUGAUGCGUUUGCACUAAAGAACCCGCAUCUAACUGUACAGAUUACAAGAGCUUCAUUUAUGGAUAUCAAAAGUAGAAGAAAUGGGGUUUGA
This is a messenger RNA of Diospyros lotus (date-plum), 1441 nucleotides long. Its product is annotated as BTB/POZ domain-containing protein At3g56230. The record is from RefSeq and is a predicted model, not a curated record. Lineage: Eukaryota; Viridiplantae; Streptophyta; Magnoliopsida; Ericales; Ebenaceae. The transcript is spliced from 3 exons. The coding region runs from base 623 to 1441 and encodes 272 amino acids. Gene Ontology annotation, molecular function: protein binding.